This is a messenger RNA of Trametes versicolor FP-101664 SS1, 636 nucleotides long. RefSeq lists its product as uncharacterized. The record is from RefSeq and is a predicted model, not a curated record. The transcript has a single exon. Lineage: Eukaryota; Fungi; Basidiomycota; Agaricomycetes; Polyporales; Polyporaceae. Bases 1 to 636 code for a protein of 211 amino acids.
AUGGCUUCCGACUUAAAGCAGCUGCUGGGCCAAAAGCCGUCAUCGUCAGCCCUCUCGCAACACAUAUCUGCACUAGCGUCGAGCUCGUCGAGUCCAGUGGACAUCACACCGGAAGUCAAGAGCUACUCAGACGCCGUCUACUUCAAUUACUAUCCCCUUGGCCUCAGCAUCCUCUUCAAGCCGGUCAAUGGCUACAAGCCAAAGACAGGACUCGCGCGGAAAGAUCUGCAAGACGACAAUCUCAUAAUUGACGGCAUCGACAUCUACAAUGUACCAAAGCCGAAGGAUAACGCCGCACGAGCCACCAAAUCUCCGUACACGACCUACCCGAUCUCGCCAAUCGUCCUCAGUCUCGUCUCUCUUCCCCCAGACAAGGACGGAAAGGCACGCGCGGAGUCAAUCAACAUCACCCCAGAGACGACGGGCAAAGUGUUUGUGCUGGUGAUGGGCGAGCCAGACCGCAAAGGUGGCGGUGCGGGUCCGUCGUCGGGGUCUAUCGGGAUCUGGUGUGAGUGGGUGAAGGACGGCGUCAUGGUUGAGUUUGGCGGGGAGGAGAGCAGGGGCCCGCAGGCAUGGGAGCGCGGUAAGGACGCCGUGUGGAAGGUGAUCAGUAUCUUCCCUCCGAAGCAGGAUUGA